GACCACACGCUCAUGAAGAGGCUGCAGUAGAUGGUUAUGAAACAAGCUAGCUGUUGCUGCACUAAAACUUCUGCCAUCUUCAUGUGCUGCGUUGCGUGUCAGAAAAGAGUCGUUGUCCUUGGAGCUGUGGGUUUGAAGAAGAGGAAUUCUGUCUGUCCCAGCGUGAAGACAUGAGCUCGGUCAGAGAGGAAGGUAAAGACCGAAUUAUCUUCGUCACCAAAGAGGAUCAUGCAACGCCCAGCAGUGCCGAGCUCGUAGAGGAAGAUCCUAAUGACCCAUAUGAGGAACAAGGUCUGAUUCUUCCCAGUGGGGAGAUAAACUGGAACUGCCCCUGUCUAGGUGGGGUGGCCAGUGGACCCUGUGGGACUGAUUUUAAGGAUGCCUUCUCCUGUUUCCACUACAGUAAGGAGGAGGUGAAGGGUUCUGAAUGCCUGGAGCAGUUCAGGGCAAUGCAGGAGUGUAUGCAGCAAUACCCGGAGCUCUAUCCACAAGAAGAUGAGAAGGUGCAAGAACAAGAACAAUCGUCAGAAACGAAGCAGACCUCACAAGACUCUGCAUCUGCAGAAACGUCAGGUGCAAACUCAACAUCUGCCACCAAGCAAGACUCUGAAACUACACAACCCAACACAGAGGGCUCAGUGGAAAGUUAAUGAUGAGCCUCGAUGGCAGCGUGAGCCCAAAGGCUUUAAAGGUGCUUAAUUCCAAAAUUCAGAGCAUACAUAUGAUUGAGGGAUUGCCUUCACACGGUUCCCAACACGGCAAUGGCUGAGCCGGUGCCAGUGGGGCACACACACACACACACACACGUCCAGGGGUGUAAACUUGAUCGGACCAGGCCCAUCUUCAAACUUGACUUUGAUUUUGGCCCAAUCCCAACGUCCACACUCGCAGACUUUGAGGCUCUUUCCUGCAAAGUCUGUGAGGGUGUAGGAUUGUCCCACCGUCAAACCUUUAAGUGUUUGAGAGCUCACUUGCAAACAUUUUUAGUCCUUUAUUCACACUUUCCAUAAGUCUCUAUUUCUGCAGGGGAAGCCCAGAGGCGUAAAACAAAACAAAAGGUAGACAAAGAGGACAGCACAUGGCUGUUCAACCGGACAUUUUAAAUUUACACAGAAACAUAAUAGAUUAUUUGACUAUUACUUCUCAUCUCGCAAGGCAAGAGCCUGAAGGAUGUUCAAAUCAGGCAGUAAAAGAUAUAAAAUAAAUCCCAUAAUUCCCAUUUGUAUUUACACCAUUUCAAGCCCUUGGAACCUCUCACGCUCCAUUUACCAGGUGACAUCAGUUAAGUCCCUGAAGGUUCAUGGCUUAAGGCCGUAGGUGGACAUUGGGAUUGGGCCUUCGAUCAACUACACAUCUAUAAAGUUUCUUGACUGAAUCUUGCACGGUUGCAACGAAAUCUGUCCACAGACACAAACGGUAGCGCAGAGUAGCCUACAUGUGAUUUACAGAGUAGAUAUGUGUGCUUGAGGUUGGACAUUAAUUCUAUUUAUUUAAGAUGGGCUUAUACUUUUGUAAAACUAAUUCAAUGCUAUCAAUGAAAAAAAUAUCUUUAGUGUUGAAGCAAAACAAGAUUAAAGAAUCUAAAACAAUCAAGAGCCUAGAAGACUCAGCUCAGUGUAUUUCCUUGUCUCAAGUCAAGAUGGUUUAACGUUCCCGUUGUGAUUCACUCUGAAUUUGAAGAUAACAGUAAAAACAUACACACCCUUUACAUUUACAUUCUCUCGUAUCUGCUAUCUUCUUGCGAUGUGCGUUUUACAUGUACGUUAUGUGUUCUACAAAGUUUAUUUUCAGAUUAGACUUUGACUCAAAGUUUAUAUUAGUAAGCUAACAAACAAAUAACUGCUAAAUUCACAGAGGCAUGAAGAAUGUACUGAAGACUACCUUACAUUUCUACAGUUCUAGUCUUGAGCAUUUCUUCUGCUGAUCUAUAACCAGAUUUAAAACUUUUACCUCAGCUGAACUCAACCGUGUCCAACACGGGAAUACAGUAAAUUGUUGUUUAAAGUUUUAGAAUAAACAUUAUAAAAAAGUAUCUGAUGUUGCAAUAACGACCUUUUUCUGAACUCGCCAUAAUGCAAGUCUACUCUGUCAUAAAGACCACAUGUUUUAACUCAUGCAGCUAUAGCAGAGGGUAACUUUGAGUUGAGAUACACAAGAAACUCUUUGCUUUAUUAUCAUUACUACCUUUGAAGUAUAGUUUCAAUUAAUUCAUUCAGAAUUAAGAAAACACUCCAAAGAAUCUCCAAAUGCAUUGUUUGAUCUCUACCAGUGACUUGAAUCAGCAAAGAUCAAGUAUUUCAGAGGUGCAGUGUAUUAAUGAAGUAAAUAUUAUUAAGCCCUCUGUUAUUUAGUUUGUACUUUCCACCCUCGCAGGUACAAAAUAUAGACUACGUUAGUUGCUGAAAAAUUAGAAUGAGGACGCUAGCUAUUGUACUUUCUGGGAGGACAAUUCUCUUUAACGCAUUUCCCAUUGUCUUUAUAAUUACAUUAUUAGGCUAAACAUGCACCCACUGGACCUCAUCAAAAGUCUGAUAUUAUUGAGCUGUAAAUGUGCAUUUUUACAUGAGAUCAGUUAAAUAACAUACAUCUAUAUAACGGUUGUUGACCUGUCCAAAGGUUGUGAAACGCACUCGGGCAUCAGGGGUCAGAGGCCGGUGACGGUGUUUGUCCACUGAAGCAUGCGCCACUUCAAACUCCCUCAGGGAUCAAUAAUUACCAAACACCGCUUUAUUUAGUCCGUGCUGCACCAUUGGUGGAUUGUGAAGGGCAAAGACGACCGAAAAGCCAAUGAGACAUCGCCCUCAAAUCUUCACAAGUACAGCGUCUUUGUCUCCAUAGUGGACGGUUUGCAGUGAGGGUGAAAGCUGCCUUCAAUCUCCAGCGUGAACUCUGUUCAG
Molecule: messenger RNA, 2897 nt
Organism: Anarrhichthys ocellatus (wolf-eel)
Lineage: Eukaryota; Metazoa; Chordata; Actinopteri; Perciformes; Anarhichadidae
Product: mitochondrial intermembrane space import and assembly protein 40-like
Exons: 3
Coding region: 171-650 (159 amino acids)
Biological process (GO): protein import into mitochondrial intermembrane space
Cellular component (GO): mitochondrial intermembrane space
Molecular function (GO): protein-disulfide reductase activity
Source: RefSeq, a predicted model, not a curated record